UGUCACAUUCCAAGGGAAAAUUCAAGCAAAUCUAAUGGUGGUUCUGUGUGUUUUCGUCCUAGAGUGUGUUUUGCAAGUGAAGCCCACAAAAUGCUUGGUUUUUAUGUUACAUGUCUUGUAAUCACCUAUGUCAACUGUCAAAACAAACAACUAUUCGCAACCCAUUAUGUUGCAUUCAUCAAACUAUUCUGGUGCUCAUUGAGAGGUUAAGCUCAUGAAACUUCAUUUGUAAAGGAUACUUCCCGUUGAGGAAUGUCACCAAAGAUGCAAAUCCUAUGGCGCCAACUGUAACCACAGCCAUUUCAACAAUUGUAAUCUCUACUUAGCCUACCAACAGACAUAGACAUGUACCUCAAUACAAUUUCUAUUGGACUGCCAUCUCUUUGCUGUCUGCUGCCUAUGUGCUGGCCCUACAGUAUUUCUAGCCAUUGGACAACAGAAAACAAAGCCUUUUUCCUCUUCUCCGCGCCCGUCUUCACGUCUUCGCCUUGCCCGUCGUCCCGUCUUCGCCACGCCCGUCGUCCCGUCUUCGCCUCGCCCGUCGUCCCGUCUUCGCCUCGCCCGUCGUCCCGUCUUCGCCUCGCCCGUCGUCCCGUCUUCGCCUCGCCCGUCGUCCCGUCUUCGCCUCGCCCGUCGUCCCGUCUUCGCCUCGCCCGUCGUCCCGUCUUCGCCUCGCCCGUCGUCCCGUCUUCGCCUCGCCCGUCGUCCCGUCUUCGCCUCGCCCGUCGUCCCGUCUUCGCCUCGCCCGUCGUCCCGUCUUCGCCUCGCCCGUCGUCCCGUCUUCGCCUCGCCCGUCGUCCCGUCUACGACUCGCCGGUCAUCCCUUCUUCGCCUCGUGGUCACCCCGCCUUCGCCUCGCCCGCCAUCCCGUCUUUGCUUCGUGGUAGCCGCGUCUUCGCCUCGUCGUUUUGGCAUUCCAUAAUAGCCUAA
Daphnia carinata is the source of this 930-nucleotide messenger RNA. RefSeq lists its product as uncharacterized. The transcript is spliced from 6 exons. Lineage: Eukaryota; Metazoa; Arthropoda; Branchiopoda; Diplostraca; Daphniidae. The coding region runs from base 346 to 930 and encodes 194 amino acids. The record is from RefSeq and is a predicted model, not a curated record.